Molecule: messenger RNA, 942 nt
Organism: Parnassius apollo (apollo)
Lineage: Eukaryota; Metazoa; Arthropoda; Insecta; Lepidoptera; Papilionidae
Source: the annotation of a GenBank genome assembly
AUGGGUUUGGUUGUAGUGUCACUACUCGGUGAAGUCUUGCGCGUCGGUGGGGGGCUGGGCACGGACUACUGCGUGUGCGUGCCUUCGGACGAGAACGGCCGCAUGCUGCCCGCCGAGCUCGAGCGUCUGGUCCGAUACCACAAGGAUCGUGGCAACGUUCCUUUCUUCGUGAACGCAACCUCGGGCACUACGGUCCUGGGCGCUUUUGACCCGCUCAUGGAGAUCGCAGACAUCUGCCAGAAGUACGACUUGUGGAUGCAUGUCGAUGCUGCUUGGGGCGGUGGGUUGCUAUUCUCCAAGAAGUACCGUCACCCUCGACUCACUGGCAUCGAAAGGGCAGACUCGGUGACUUGGAACCCGCACAAGUUGAUGGGCACGAUACUUCAAUGCUCCACCGUUCACUUCAAACAUGAGGGCAUUCUGCUGAGCUGCAACGCGAUGUCAGCGGAAUACUUGUUCAUGACAGACAAGAUCUACGACCCUCGGUUCGACACCGGCGACAAAGUGAUCCAGUGCGGCCGCCAUAACGACAUCUUCAAGCUGUGGCUGCAGUGGAGGGGCAAGGGCACAUCGGGCUUCGAACGGCUGAUGGACCGGCUGAUGGAGCUAUCGGAGUACAUGGUGCGGCGCAUCCGCGAGCAAUCGGACAAGUUCCACCUGCUGCUGGAGCCCGAGAUGGUGAACGUGUCGUUCUGGUACCUGCCGCUCCAGCUCCGAGGCUUGCCGCACAACCGCGCCAAGGAGAUCAAGCUAGGCAAGGUGUGCGCCAAGUUGAAAGGGCGGAUGAUGCAAGCGGGCACGGUGAUGGUGGGCUACCAGCCGGACGACCGGCGGCCCAACUUCUUCCGGAACAUCAUUUCCUCGGCCGCGGUCACCGAGCGCGACGUCGACUUUUUGCUCGCAGAGAUGGACCGCCUAGGACACGAUAUCGUCGUUGACUAG